Molecule: messenger RNA, 345 nt
Organism: Mixia osmundae IAM 14324
Lineage: Eukaryota; Fungi; Basidiomycota; Mixiomycetes; Mixiales; Mixiaceae
Exons: 5
Coding region: 1-345 (114 amino acids)
Biological process (GO): mitochondrial electron transport, NADH to ubiquinone
Source: RefSeq, a predicted model, not a curated record
AUGCCCGCGGUCACGCCAUUCUCUGUGGCUCAUCGUCGCUACAUUCAACUGCUCUACCGGAAAGCGCUCAAGCAUUCGCUGAAUUGGUAUAUCAGGCGGGAUGCCUGGCGACAGCGGUCCAUCGAGAUCAGAGCAGCGUUCGAGAGCAACAGACAUGUGAAGGACCCUCGAGCGAUUGCUGUACUCCUCGCAGACGCGGAGAAGCAAGUGGCCGAGCUAGAACAUCCUGAUCCCAUUCGACCUCCCAUGCUUGCGGAAGGUACAAAGUGGGAACGCAACAUACCCCCCAAGAUGUUCAGCGCGGCAGAGAAGAAGGAGGCGCUAGACGCCUUCUUGCACCACUGA